Molecule: messenger RNA, 672 nt
Organism: Ilyonectria robusta
Lineage: Eukaryota; Fungi; Ascomycota; Sordariomycetes; Hypocreales; Nectriaceae
Exons: 5
Coding region: 81-587 (168 amino acids)
Source: RefSeq, a predicted model, not a curated record
CCGGUCCCAGAUGCUGCUGGGAUGCUGUGUAGAGAUACUUCCCGAUCUGUAUCCUCUUCCUUGGCCGUCUUGACUCUGGAAUGGUGCCGGAGCCCACCCAGGGCCCGAGGCCAUCUGCCUCAAUCUGGUACGGUGACAUCAUGGUGUGGGCCCUCACAUGUGAAGAGAUGGGACAGAGAAAAAUGGGCCACGCCCAAGCUCCCAGGAGCAGCCUCACAACGUCGAGUAGUGGCCUUGCUCUUCUCAGUUGGGCCUCUGUGGCCCAUCAGGUCCCGAAGUUGGAUAAAACCUUCUUGGGCAGAACGUCAUCACCAGUCAUUGGAUUCGACUCAACCCUCCAACAGGCUCUUCACUUCGAACCACCGGUCCAUACUACUCUACUAAUUUUGGCACCAUCCGACGUUGACACUAUCGCCAUAACCGUCUGGUGGAGCGACUGGGCUGCAACAUCGUCGAACACCGCGUUGUAUCCAUUGAUAUUUAGCUUCCAUUUCGGAUUUCUGGCCCAAAGUUCGCGACACUGUGAUCGGAAUGGUCUGGUCUGGUCUGGUCUGGGGGUCCAGACCAGACCAGACGGCGCCGCCUAGGCUCACGCACCCCGUGCGCUAAACUCGCGCACCCUGACUAAGCCUCGCCAAGCAGGCGGGGCCCAAUAGGUGCGCACCUAUUGGG